This is a messenger RNA of Chlamydomonas reinhardtii, 1275 nucleotides long. RefSeq lists its product as uncharacterized. The record is from RefSeq and is a predicted model, not a curated record. Lineage: Eukaryota; Viridiplantae; Chlorophyta; Chlorophyceae; Chlamydomonadales; Chlamydomonadaceae. Bases 49 to 1062 code for a protein of 337 amino acids. The transcript is spliced from 6 exons.
GAACCGCUGCACCAAGCGGCGCACCAACCACUGCCCCAGCUCACCAGCAUGUGCGCAUGUGUGUGCGCUUGGCUGCACGUGCAGGUGUCCUUCCCCACGCUUCGCCUGGCCAUCCUCUCGGCGAGCAGCGGCACGCUGACGCCCCAGGGCCCGAACGUGAAUGCGCCCGACCCCGAAUGCCCCAACCGUUUGGACCUCGGCGCCUCACGCGUCCUUGCUAAAUCCUUCAGCGUCGCGUUCGAGAUCAGCUGCACCCAAGCCUCCGCAGCCGCCUCAUCGGGUGAGGUGCUGUUCAAAGUCACCUCCGCGAGCGCUGGCCCCUCCCGCUGGUUCCAGAACUCUGUGUCCAUCCCGCUGGCCACCUCGGGCUGCGACUCCACCUGCCUCGGCAGCGGAGGCGGUGCCGAAAGUAAGUGGCUCAGGUACCCCUCCAUCGCCAAACCCUUCUUCACCAAGCCCGCCGUCACCGGGACCAUUCCCGCCGCAGCCGUUGCCGUCGCCGCAUCCCCCUUCUCCCCGCCCACCACGCCCGCCGUCACCGGGACCAUUCCCGCCGCAGCCGUUGCCGUCGCCGCAUCCUCCUUCUCCCCGCCCACCAUACCCGCCGUCACCGGGACCAUUCCCGCCGCAGCCGCUGCCUUCGCCGCAUCCUCCUUCUCCCCGCCCACCAUACCCGCCGUCACCGGGACCAUUUCCCCGCCACCCUACCCACCAUCGCCAUCGUACGGGUACGGGGACUACGGCUAUGGCCACGGCUAUGGAGGUUGCGGCUAUGGAGGUUACGGCUAUGGCCACCGCCAUGGAGGUUACGGGUAUGGCCACCGCUAUGGAGACUGCGGCUAUGGCCAUGGCUACGGGGGCUACGGCUAUGGCCACGGCUAUGGAGGUUACGGCUAUGGCCACGGCUAUGGAGGUUACGGCUAUGGCCACGGCUAUGGAGGUUAUGGCUAUGGCCACGGCUACGGGGACUAUGGCUAUGGCCACGGCUAUGGAGGUUACGGAAGCUAUGGACAGUACAGCCAUGGAUACUAUGGCGGGUACGGCCCUGGGCACGGGUAUUGAGGCACGGGCGGCGUCGGUAUGUAAUUGUUUGUACUGACCGCGAUUUUGGGAUGUGGGACAGAACGGUCCAAGCAGGUGUGGCCCCAUGCAAAUGCCAGGAUGCAGAUGUGAUGUGUUGUGACGGUGCCAGCUGAGUAAUAGUGCGAAGCCAUGUGCUCCGGCCGCAAUGUGCUCUCUUGCUUCGACUAGCGCUCCAUGUAACUCUGCAGCCCA